AUGGAGGAGUGGGCUAUGCUGGAUCCAUCCCAAAAGGAGCUCUACAAAGAUAUGAUGAUGGUAAUAUUGAGAAACAUGGUCUCUAUAGGAAACAUGAGGAAACAGCAAAAGAUUGAAAAUUCUGGCAUAAAGCUAAGAUGUCAACUGGUGGAGAAACUCCAUGAGUGUAAGGAAGAUCAGGAGUAUGCAGAAAUCAUCAGCUUCUCUACAGAGGGCAUUGUGAACCAUAAAUUUUAUCCAGGAGUAUAUAUAUAUAUAUAUAUAUAUAUAUAUAUAUAUAUAUAUAUAUAUAUAUAUAUAUAUAUAUGUAAAAGAAAUGGGCUUGUAAAUGUAGUCAUUGGCUAUUUAGCUCUAAGUGUGCCGUUAAAACCUAGGCCAGGGCGGAAAACAAAUGAAGUUCAGGAGCAUAAUAAAGAAUCAGGGGACACCUCCAGCUCUUCCCCAUCUUUUCAGAAGCACAAAAGUGCUGGCAUGGAAGAGAAAUCUAAUGAAAAUAAGCAGUCUAAUGAAGACAUGAGAAUCGGUCAGACUCAUGAAAGCACUCCUGCUGAAGAAAAGCGCCAUGAAUGUAAGCAGUGUGGGAAAACGUUUACUUCUCUCAGGUCCUUAAAGGGUCAUGAACAAUAUCACCAUGCAAAGAAAUCCUUUGCAUGUAAACAGUGUGGGAAAGCCUUCCCUUCCCUCAGUUUCCUACAAGUCCACAAAAGAAUCCACACCGGCGAGAGGCCUUACACGUGUAAGCAGUGUGGGAAGACCUUUGCUUAUUCCAGUUCUCUUCUAAGACGUGAGAAGAUUCACACUGGCUUGAGUCCCCAUCAGUGUCAACUGUGUGGGAAAACCUUUACUCGUUUCAAUUCUCUUUUAAGACAUAAAAUAAUCCACACCGGUGAGAAGCCCUAUGCGUGUAAUCAGUGUGGGAAAAGCUUUUCUCGCUCUGCUUCUCUUCAAAGACAUACGAGAAUCCACACCGGAGAGAAACCCUAUGUAUGUAAGCAGUGUGGGAAAGCCUUCAUUACUUCUAUUUAUCUUCAAAUACACGAACGAACUCACACUGGGCAAAAACCCUAUGUAUGUAAGGACUGUGGGGAUGCCUUCAUGCUUUGGAAUCAGUUUCGAAAACAUAAAGUAACCCACAGUGGUGUGAAUCCCCAUGUUUGUAAGCAGUGUGGGAAAGCGUUCACUCGUCUCAGUUCCCUACAAAUCCAUGUAAGAACUCACACUGGUGAGAAGCCCUAUGUGUGUAAGCAGUGCACAAAAGCCUUCAGGUCUUCGUAUCAAUUAGGAAGGCAUGAAGUAAGUCAUAGUGGUGUCAAGCCCUGUGAGUGCAAACAGUGUGAGAAGGGGUUCUUCUGUUCUACUACUUUUCGAAGUCAUGAAAAGAUACACAGCGGCGAUAACCCCCAUGUGUGCUCCCAAUGUGAGAAAGUUUUGAGUUCCGAGAGUGCUUUGCGGAAACACAAAAUGAUUCACACUGGAGAGAAACCUCGUCUGUGUAAGCAGUGUGGGAAAACCUUCACCCCCUUAAGUUCUCUUCAGUACCAUGCGUUGAUGCACAGUGGUGAGAAACCCCAUGAGUGUUAG
Messenger RNA from Arvicola amphibius (Eurasian water vole), 1581 nucleotides. RefSeq names its product zinc finger protein 14-like. Gene Ontology annotation, biological process: regulation of transcription by RNA polymerase II. The record is from RefSeq and is a predicted model, not a curated record. The transcript has 3 exons. The coding region runs from base 1 to 1581 and encodes 526 amino acids. Gene Ontology annotation, molecular function: DNA-binding transcription factor activity; RNA polymerase II cis-regulatory region sequence-specific DNA binding. NCBI's taxonomy places the organism in Eukaryota, Metazoa, Chordata, Mammalia, Rodentia, Cricetidae.